AACAACGGCGAAUUUCCUGAAGCACUACAAGUAUUCGGAUUCUUUCUCAUGGUAAGAUGCUUUUCGGUAAGCUUCACGUCAUCAAACGCGAUGGCGGCAUGGGAUCAGAAUAUCCCAUCACGGAAAAGAUCGUCAUUGGCAGCCAUCCUUCAGUGAACGUCAGGCUCAAUGUUGAAAACGUCUCCGAGCGGCAGUGUCGAAUCGUCCCUGAAGCCGCAACCAAAACUCUCCACCUUGAGGUACUCGACGCAGUGCACGCGACAUCAGUCGGCGGGCAGCGUCUUAAUUCGGGCGAGCGUAGGAAGCUCGAGAACGGGGACAUAGUUGUCGUGGGGAAUCGACGCUUCAAAAUCAUGUACCCCAAAACAAAUUCCGACCGAAAGCAACGGACUCCAGGUCUUGCUGUGUCAAGUUCGCGAUCAGCGCAAAAGAAGCGGAAGAGCAUUUUCGACUCCACUCCUCCCAUACAAGCGAAGACCCCAGGUACUCCUCGGGACGAGGCCAGACCCGAUCUGUCCUCCUCUGCAGCGACCGCGUCCACUGAAGGCAUGAAAACUCCUCCGAAAGAAAUGCAACCGAGAGCAUCCCCGAGACAACUGAAGGGCAUUCUGAGCGCGAAGAAAAAUAUUCUUGUCACGCGAACCCCGACUAUGUCCCCGAAAGUUGUCCGUUGGGGCAGUCCCAAGUACAAAUCACCUUCAUCCCCUGGGACGAAACCGACCAAAGCGCCUCGGAAUAGUACACCAGCUAUCGUAACGCGAUCCCCUGUCGUGGCUAUGAGGAAACGCAGUUUCGGCACAUUGGACGAAAAAAUCAAGAAACUCGCUGCUCUUCCCGCGCGCCGUAGAAGUUCCACCGGUCCGAGCGCCAAGCCGGACACUUCAAUUGUUGACGAAGUGCCCGAAACGCCUGAGACUUCUCACCUCGUGACGGAUGAGCUCUCUGCUGUCACAGACACUCCGAAACAUGACUUGAUCAUCGCAACGACCGCCCGUCGAUCUUCAGGAGCAUCGUCUUCUUCAGAAAAGCAACGAAAUUCCGCCAAGAUGAGCCUCUCCAGUUCCCGACGAUCCGAACCGAUAAAGGCACCAUCGAUUGCAACUCCCAAUUCAUCGAAGAGGUUUAGCACUUCUAAUCUCUCCACGGUUUCGUCCACAUCCAGCGCGUCCCGUAGGAGUCGAUCCAAUCAGAGCUUCAGGGUUUCGCCCAUCGCGACCCCAAAUGCCGUCGGGCUGAAACGAUUGUGUUCUAAAUCUCUGAGGGUUUCAUCGAGUCGAUCGUCGACCUCUUCGACAUCUUCUCGCAAGUCCCGGCAAAGUUUCAGGGUCUCUCCUUCCGUUGCGGAAGUUCUCUCUUCGACUAUGGCUGCGAGCCCUAAUCUUGUAGCGAAUGGGACGACUCAGCCUGUCGACUCGUUUGGUAGCCUCAGCGUCUCGGAGGCUGAUCUGUCAAUGUUCGACGGAACUUUGAUAAACGAUGCUAAUGAGAACUCGACUCUCAAAGAGAGGAGAUCCUCCGGAUCCUCGUCCAGACAGAGGAAUCGUGUCAGUCGCUCUCCGAAAGGUGAAUCCCUCAUGGAAGUGGAUGAGUUCGCAGUAGGUGCUGAAACAGAGCUGGAGACUCCGGUGGGAGAAACUCCCGAAAUUCCUCAAGCAGCCGACAAUGAAGUCGACGCAGAUUCUGCGUCUGUAUCCUCCCGAAGGAGCAGUCGACUGUCCAGCGCGUCCUCGGGUAAGGUAUCUGAGAACGCCGCCCCCGCGAACGAAGCCGGGACGGCUGCGACCAGCUCUGGGAACCAGGAGAACAAGGAACCGCUCAAAAAAACUUGGGCGGGAGUCUUGAAGCGGAGCAUUGCUUCGGGCAGUCCCUUCAAAGUUAACCAGCGCAAGAGCUUCAGACUCAGAUCGACGGUCAAGAAUAGCGUCGCGAAAACUCUGAAGAAAAAUCAGCUCCAGAGAGCGUUGAGCACUGAGAUCGUCGCCGCCUUCUCAACGACGGGACACGCGCUUUCACCACAGACCAUCUACAUCAACAAGAAACUGAAUAACGGUUCCACUCUGGAGGCGAAAACGACCCCGAAGCGAAACUCUUCGCUACUAAACAAAACACAUGACAUCGAAUUGGAGAUGUUUGUUUCUCCAUUCAAUACCCCUGACAACUCCGAGGCUCUGGAACGUGCGCGCGACUUUGUGAAGAGGUUGCCUUCAACUCGCAAACCCAAGAAUCCGGACGACGACGCUUCUCUAUCCGUCUCUCCGGGGGAAACUUCAAAGCCGAGGCGAAGCGGGAGAAGCUCGGGGACUUCCGAGAUCGCGAACGAAGUUCCGGCGAGCGACGCUCGUGACACCGUAGAGGAGUGUGGACUGGGAGCGGAACCCGACACGACGAGAUCGUCCUCGAUCUCUUCGCGAAAGAGCACUAACUUACAGGGCGUCAAAAAACUUCUCGCGACGCCCAAAGAAGUCAAAAGCCCGAGAAAUGACCUCGACUGCGACAUGAGGGGCCUGAAGAAGAUGUUGGCCACUCCGAAGCUCACCCGCUCUCCUGAGAACAAUCUGGACACGGAUUUCCGUGGGGUGAAGAAACUUCUUAGUACACCGGGGAACGUCUCUUCGCCCAAGAAUGAGCUCGAUGGCAGCUUCGGGGGAGUCAAGAAGUUGCUUCGAACCCCCAAGGCAGUGGCAUCACCCAAGAACGAGCUCGAUGGGAACUUCACUGGAGUGAAAAAACUCCUGCGGACCCCGAGGGAAGUUGUUCCGCCCAAAAAUGAACUGGACGGAAACUUCACUGGGGUCAGGAAGCUACUGAGAACACCGAAAGAAGUCGUAUCCCCUAAGAACGAGCUGGAUGCGAACUUCACCGGCGUCCGGAAGAUGUUGCGGACACCGAAAGAGAUUAAAUCGCCUGAAAAUAAUUUGGAUUGUGAUUACCGAGGAACAAAAAGGCUAUUCAAAACUCCCGAGUGCGCAGAAGAACGCGACGGUCUCGGACCGAACGAGUCCGCCCUCGAAGGGGUUCGAGAGCUCUUGGAUUCGGCGACCCCGAAACGGAAACCUCCGUCACCUGUUGAAUCGAAAGCCAAGCGUAGGAAGCCUUCAACAGCAACAAAAGAGAGCGAGGAUCUCCCGGUGAAGGUCUCUGAGAAGAGUCAUCUCGAUAACGUCAUUCAGGAGGAGGAGUUCACCUCCAGAUCACCGAUGGCGAGGAGCCGAUCAAAACGAGGCGAAAAAAUUGAGCUUUUGGAGCCGCUAGCGGAGACUGAACCCACGAAAGCGAAGACGCCGACGAAGAGCGGGUCGAAGAAGACUGCGACGAAGUCGAAAGCGUCGACGCCUGCGAAGAGCAAAACGACGAGGUCUAGAGGCAAGAAGGCCGAACAGCCCGCCGAUGCUGAAGAAAGGGUGCGACCGAUCGUAGAGAGUUCUUCUGAGCUCGCUACUGAGAGUCAGAACUCCGCGGACGAAACACAGGAGAAGCCAGAGACGAAAACACGGUCUACUCGACGCAAGAAGGUAGAAUUCGUUGAGUUGCCUGAAGCGAAAACUCCGACCGGCAGACGGGGCCGGAAGCCUAAGACGACGAAAACUGUGAAACCUCCAGGAGAUGAGUCGCUUCCUUCCGAAACUGGACAAUCAGAGCCCGAGUCGCAGCACUCCGAGAUCGAAACGAAUUCGAAACGAGUCCCGAAGAGGAGAACGAAGCGCCAGGCAGCCGAGAAAGGCCCUCAGCAUGAUGAAUCCGAGACAGUUGACGAAGACAAGUCGCCCGCGAAGAGGGCCGUUCGGAGUCGACGGCCGAAGGCUGCUGACAUCGAGACAUCUCAAGGGACCGAAACACCAGCCGACUCGGCAGCCAAGACACGCCGUAAAGCGACGAAGCCCAAGACCGCCUCGAAAGCUACAGCAGAGGAAGAGAAAACCGAAACGACGAUCCUCGAUCAGGGCAUCGAAGUCGUUGAUGAGGAGGAAAGCGCGAACAAGACGAAGCGUCGCGGUCGGAGAGCGGUCACGAAGACUGAAGAAGUGAAGACCGGGGAAACGGUCCAGCCGACCAAACGAUCCCGUGUCGUGAAAUCACGAGGGAAGAAGCAAGAAGCUGAGGCAGGGGAGGAGACCGCUCCUGAAGCCGCGACCGAGUCUGCCUCUGAAUCAGUAGUGGCAGACAUCGCUUCGGAAAAGGAAACCAAGAGCAGGAGCAGAAAGCGUAAAGUCCAACCAGAUGAGGGGAGUCCCUCGAAGAAAGUCGAGCCGAAGAAGCGCGCCAAGAAAGUCGAGCCUGAGGCACCCCCAUCCACCUCAUCGACGAGAGUGACGAGAGCACGUCGACGUUGA
This is a messenger RNA of Galendromus occidentalis (western predatory mite), 4331 nucleotides long. RefSeq names its product microtubule-associated protein futsch. Gene Ontology annotation, cellular component: nucleus; chromosome. The transcript is spliced from 6 exons. Gene Ontology annotation, molecular function: protein binding. NCBI's taxonomy places the organism in Eukaryota, Metazoa, Arthropoda, Arachnida, Mesostigmata, Phytoseiidae. Bases 57 to 4331 code for a protein of 1424 amino acids. Gene Ontology annotation, biological process: regulation of mitotic nuclear division; regulation of chromosome segregation. The record is from RefSeq and is a predicted model, not a curated record.